AUGAAAGCAGCCACACGAGCUUUGGGAUUCGAAGCAAAGAAAGCACAGAUACUGUCUAUCAUGCGAACAUAUGAUCCACCUCAUGGGAAUAAAAUCGGUUACGAGGAUUUCUACUACGUUAUAUCAGAUAAAAUUAGGAAGAGAAAUCCUAUAGACGAAUUUAAAUAUGCGUUUAAACUCUUUACGGCCAAUUCAGAAUCUUGUAAAAUAUCCCUAGAAAACUUACAAGAUAUUAAUCGAAGAACUCAAAGCGGAUUAUCGGAUGAUGAGAUGCGUUCUAUGAUUGAAGAGUUUGAUAUUGAUCUUGACGGAUUGAUUGACGAAGCUGAGUUUUUGGAGAUAAUGAUGCAGUCUGAAUAUUGA
Messenger RNA from Athalia rosae (coleseed sawfly), 363 nucleotides. RefSeq names its product centrin-3-like. The record is from RefSeq and is a predicted model, not a curated record. Gene Ontology annotation, molecular function: calcium ion binding. Bases 1 to 363 code for a protein of 120 amino acids. Lineage: Eukaryota; Metazoa; Arthropoda; Insecta; Hymenoptera; Athaliidae. The transcript has 3 exons.